Messenger RNA from Drosophila hydei, 1717 nucleotides. It is a transcript of the gene mrj, whose product is annotated as dnaJ homolog subfamily B member 6. The coding region runs from base 248 to 1318 and encodes 356 amino acids. Gene Ontology annotation, cellular component: cytoplasm; nucleus. Gene Ontology annotation, molecular function: protein folding chaperone; protein-folding chaperone binding. The transcript is spliced from 7 exons. The record is from RefSeq and is a predicted model, not a curated record. NCBI's taxonomy places the organism in Eukaryota, Metazoa, Arthropoda, Insecta, Diptera, Drosophilidae.
CCCUUUAGUAGGCAUUGCCUUGUUUUUCAAUAAUAACAAUAUAAGCAGUAAAAACUCUAAAAAGUAAUAAAUAUAUGUAAUUUUGCCAAAUGCUGCCUGUUUAACGUUGCGCUUAAAAUAUACUGGUACAAGGAGUGAUUGUAUUGAAAUUGAAUUUAGCAACAACAAAUUAAUUGUUGACCAACAAGGAUAGGCGCGCGCACACACAUACACACACACGCAGUCACAUAUACACACAGCAAACAAUAUGGUGGACUACUACAAAGUAUUGGAUGUUGCACGCACCGCCACUGACGGAGAAGUGAAAAAAGCCUAUCGAAAAUUGGCACUCAAAUGGCAUCCAGACAAGAAUCCGGACAAUUUGGAAGAAGCAAACAAACGCUUUCGCGAGCUAUCCGAGGCCUACGAAGUCUUAUCGGAUGCCCGUAAGCGACGUAUCUACGAUGCUCGGUCCACGCUGCACAAAACGUCAGCAGCGAGCAGUAACAGCAGCAGCACCUACUCCCGCUAUCGCAGCGGCAACGGUACAUCCUCAACGAGUGGUCGUGACUACGACUACGAUUAUUAUUAUCCCAGCUAUAGCAGCGGGUCAGCUGCCAGUAGGCGUGGCAAUCGCUAUCAGGCGUUCACCUUCCGCAACUUGUUCGAGGGCACACCGUUUCACAAACUGUUUGAGAAGAAACGCCGCAUUUACGAUGAGUACGGCAAGGAUGGAUUAGGGGAUCGGGCACAGAGCCGCACGCAUGCUCGUCAUCAUUAUAAUACACACGACUUUGAUGACUUUGACAUAAUGGGCGGCUUUCCAUUCGUGUUCCGACCGCCCGAAGAGGUCUUCCGCGAGUUCUUUGGCGUCAAUUCGCCCUUUGCCGACUUCUUUAGAGACGCCAAUGGCUAUUCGCAGUCAAAUGGCGCCACUAGCAGCAGUCGGCGUCAUGGCGGACACAGCCUUAAUGGCGGCGUCAACGGCGGUGGUGGCGGUGGCGGUGCAGCUCGCCAUCAUCAUCAUCACCAGCAUAAAUUGGCGAGCCCGUUCGGUGCGCCCAUGCUCAACUAUUCAAUGAUGGACUUCUUCAUGCCCACCAGCGGCUUCACCUCCUUCUCUGCCAGCAACAGCGUCGCCACCGGCGGCGGCGGGCUCCACAGCAACGGAGCGGUCAAGCGCACCUCCACCUCAACGGUAUUUGUCAAUGGCAAAAAGCUGAUGACCAAACGCGUCGUCGAAAAUGGCAAGGAAACUGUCUUUUCAUAUGAAAACGAUGUCCUUAAAUCAAAGACUGUGAAUGGAGUAUCCCAAAAGCUCUCUUCAAUAGCGAAUUAAUUAAACAAUUUAUAAAAGUGGGCAACAAACACACUCUCACUCACACACACACACACACGUACAGAGACAAUGAUAACAUGUUAUUUAACAUAAACAACAAGAAAAGAGAUAAGAGAAGGAUUCAAUGCGAAGGAGUUCAGCAGCGGCGUGAAACUAACAACAAACAACAUAAACAAUAAUAAACAAAAAGUCAUAAGCUUAAAACAAAAAACCAACAACAAGAAUAUGAGGAUGGACGAGUAGCAGCAGGAGUAGGGGAGGAAGAGGAAGAGGAUUAUGAUGAACGCUUUCUUAAUGCUUCGUUGAAUAAACAAAAAUAUAUUUAAAGAAAUUGUUCUACAUUAGAAUUUAGUUAUGUUUUAAUGAAACCCGUUUGAUUUGAAGAAUGAAGCAGCAGCA